AUGUCCGCCCCCAACCCCGGCCGCCAAUCCCCAGAGCCAGAGACCCAAUCCGGCGCCCAGCAGCAAGACACACCCGGCACAGGCAGAACCUCUGUCGGCACGCACCCUUCGCCCGGGCACUCAGCUCACGAAUCGGAGAAGACCAAGAGCACUCUCGAGAGUAACCCCGCACACCGGCUUGCGGAGAUCGAGGCGGAGAAGUAUGGGAAUGAGAAGAACAAGCAUGAUUGA
Molecule: messenger RNA, 231 nt
Organism: Penicillium soppii
Lineage: Eukaryota; Fungi; Ascomycota; Eurotiomycetes; Eurotiales; Aspergillaceae
Exons: 1
Coding region: 1-231 (76 amino acids)
Source: RefSeq, a predicted model, not a curated record